Messenger RNA from Lactuca virosa, 828 nucleotides. The record is from the annotation of a GenBank genome assembly. NCBI's taxonomy places the organism in Eukaryota, Viridiplantae, Streptophyta, Magnoliopsida, Asterales, Asteraceae.
AUGAGUAAACUUCAAAGUGAAGCCUUGAGAGAGGCUAUUACUCAAAUCACUACUGAUGCUAAAGAAAAGAAACGGAAUUUCACUGAGACCAUUGAACUCCAAAUUGGAUUGAAGAAUUAUGAUCCACAAAAGGACAAACGUUUCAGUGGCACUGUGAAAUUGCCUCACAUUCCAAGACCUAAGCUCAAGGUCUGCAUGCUUGGAGAUGCCCAGCAUGUUGAAGAGGCUCAAAAGAUUGGGCUUGAAUACAUGGAUGUUGAGGGUCUGAAGAAACUUAACAAAAACAAGAAGUUGGUGAAGAAGCUUGCAAAGAAACAUCAAGCUUUCUUGGCUUCUGAAUCUGUCAUCAAGCAGAUUCCUCGUUUGUUGGGCCCUGGUCUAAACAAGGCUGGUAAGUUCCCUACUCUUGUUUCCCACCAGGAAUCCCUUGAGGCUAAGGUUAAUGAGACCAAGGCAACUGUCAAGUUCCAACUGAAGAAGGUCCUUUGUAUGGGAGUUGCUGUUGGAAACUGCAGCAUGGAAGAAAAGCAGAUCUUUCAGAAUGUGCAAAUGAGUGUCAACUUCUUGGUUUCUUUGCUCAAGAAGAAUUGGCAAAACGUGAGGUGCUUGUACUUGAAAACAACAAUGGGAAAGCCUGUUCGCAUCUUUUAAGGAGUUUUUAUUUGUUCUUGUGUUUUGAUUUUGGGUUAAUGUUAAACAAGGUCAGUCAGCACUUGAGAAAAAAAUGUAUUUCCCUUCAACAGGAAAUAGUUAUUUUUGGUUUGUUACAUGUUUGUUUGGUAAUGUUCUUUAUAAUAUUAGACUUUCUUCUUUAGACAUUAUAUCGAG